AAAAAAAUGCUGGAACGUAGUGCGUACUGCUUGGUGGUGUUAACAUUUACAAUACGAAUACACUCAGAAACUCACGCCCUAUAUUGGCCUUGUGAAUUGAAUGAUAACUGUACUGCUGAAAAUUCUGUUUGUAUAUCUGCUACUGGCCAGUGUGAAUGCAAAGAGUUUGACUACGUGUUCUCAGGGGACUACACAAAAUGCUUAAAGAGUGCACUAUUUGGUGAUAAAUGCCGAGAAGACAUUCAAUGCAAUCUUAUGCCCUCAGCUGCCUACUGCAAGUCAGGCGUUUGCAGUUGCGUUGACAAAGAAACCUAUAUUAAAGGGAGUUGCAAACAAGUGAGCAAUCUAGAACAAUAUUGCGACGAAAGUCAAAUUUGUGAUUUCGGUUAUGACAGAGAUUCCGUACAGUGUAAGUGUAACGACGCGAACUGUACAUGCGCGUGCGCUGAUGGAUAUUAUCGACGACAUGGCAACAUAUGUCGACGUAAAUCGACGGAAAUUAAUGAUGCGUGUGUCGUUAAUGAAGAUUGCCGAAAUUUAGGUGAUAACGUUAAAUGCAUGAGCUUGACAUGUCAACAUGUUGAUGAAAUUAAAGCCAUUAAUUCGUUACCCGUAAAAGAUAUUGCCACAUCUUUGAUUAGUGAGUCUGAAAAGAAUUCCUUUAUUUCGUCAGAAUUGUCGUCUAGUGAAUGCGUCCAACCACAAGGACCACUUUUUUCGAAUCAGUCUUGGAGCAAUGAAUUCAGCCCGAAGACUGAAUCGAAUAUUGCCGAAGAUAAUAGAAUCAAUUUUGACUUUGAAUUGCAAGAACAUCUUAUCCCUUUAGGAACCAAAAUCGUUGAGUUUGAUAAAUCUACCGAUGCCCAAGACAAAAGCCAUGUAGUGGGUAGUUCUUGUACAGAAAAUGGCAAACCAUGUCCGAACCUCUCUUAUUCCUUCUGCUCAGCAAAUAAAUGUUUAUGCAAACAUGGUUAUUAUCAUAAAAAUGGAAAAUGUUUUGCUGAACUGGGAGAAGCCGUUCUGAGUUCAGAUGAUUGCGAAAGCGAGUUUGACCCAACAGCCAAGAAAUGCAUCUGUCCAAAAAAUCACUUUUACGAAAAAUCGCUGCGGGAAUGCCGCAAACCUAUACAAAUUCAUUUAUCGUGCAGUUCAGACAGCCAGUGCAGUCCAUUUGGAGAUGCUUACUGCCAUUUGGAGAUACCACGACGUUGCACAUGUGAGGAAUACGCCGAGUAUAAUGCUCUCUUGCAGAUGUGCAUCUAUAAAGGAACUGUUAACGUUAAAUGCAAUACAGAUGAUGACUGUCCAACAAAGCAUUCUUUUUGCUCAAAUAAUCUUUGCAAAUGUAGACAGUAUUACAUAGAAAAUGGACAUGAGUGUAGUGCAGGGGUCGGCGCAGUUUGUGCAAAAAACGACGAUUGUUUCACCCAAAACAGCGAGUGUACAAGCUCACAUUCCAGCGACUACGAACAAAAGAACAAAAUAUGCCAGUGUCGCAAGGGUUUUGUCCAUUUUAGGGACGAAUGCUUGAGCGAAGCCGAGGACAUAGAGGCGGAAUGCGUUGAUUCGGAGCAAUGCAAACUACUGGGAGCUAGUUGUAAUAAUGGCAGAUGUUCUUGUACUUAUCAGCAGCACUUCACAAAUGGCUACUGCGAAACGAAAAAAGGAAUAGGACAACAUUGUUCGAGAGCUACUGAGUGUUACAUUGAAAAAAAUGCCAAAAAUCUUGAAUGCCGCAAUUCUAUUUGCCAAUGUAGUUAUGGUUUUCAGAGCGAUGGGGCCAAGAAGGAUUGUAUACGUGUGGUGCCCAGUAAGAAAAAUUCUUCCGGGAAGCCAAGUGCACUUAAAGUUGUCACGUUCCUUUUAAUAGGCUCGGCGUUUUUAGUCACCAGUGCUGCCAUUAAACAGGCGUAUUAUUAAAACCAACUUAGUUUGCGAGAGCCGUUAGGCCUCGCCUUGCGCCGCAAAACUUCGCAAACGUAACUACAACACACUUACUAAAUCGAUUAAAAAAAAAAUACCCAGAUUUAAACAAAAGCUUUGUGAAUCCUUAAGUAAAUAUUUAAGCUA
Molecule: messenger RNA, 2070 nt
Organism: Glossina fuscipes
Lineage: Eukaryota; Metazoa; Arthropoda; Insecta; Diptera; Glossinidae
Product: prion-like-(Q/N-rich) domain-bearing protein 25
Exons: 11
Coding region: 7-1920 (637 amino acids)
Source: RefSeq, a predicted model, not a curated record